GCGCCUAGCGACCCGUGCGCUCAUCCCCGGCUGCAAUGCACCUACGUCACAUACAUGUUAUCGCGUCAUGUCACCAGCAGCCAAUGAGAGGCAUCCAUCGCGUAUAUGUCGUGAUCGGCAGCCAAUGGUGUAGAGGCUCGUCAUCCCUGCGCGCACCAAUGAAGACAGAGAAUGACACUCACAUUUCGAUCUCUCACCGAACUACCACGUAGCUUAUACGUACCUUUUUGUUUUGCUCAUUUUUAUGUAACGUUAAUUAAUCAAAAACCAUGUAGAAAAUCCCGAAUUAUAUAAUUAAUUCGAAGAACCCGCUGCCUUCGUCAUUUCUACAACCUGCCAUCCACAUCAGCGCAAAUCCUGGCCAUCAGCCCCAACGUAUGUCUAUACGCGCAGACAUAAAUUUUGGUCCUUCGAACCGGAUAUCAACCAGCCUUGGAUACACGGAUUGGAUGUGAGAACGCAUCGGCAGAGUGCUGUAACGACCUGAGUCAUCGGCAGCGGUGAAGAUCUUCGGUGAGACGAGCCAGCUUACCUUUCCUACCUUUCCCUUUUACGCUUGCGUCAUACCGUGCUUUUCUCAAUUCCAGUGCUUGUGCUUUCGUUGUGACCCUAUCGCACGUCGUCGAGUCGACCUUCGCAAAAGUCUGCAAGCAGCCCGCAUCAGCUUUACCGCUAGCUGCCUUGCUGUGCUCGACCGUGGUGGUGAUUGCAACUGUGAGUACUUGGCGCCUGCCUUUAUUCGAUUCGCAAAAUGACUGGCAAAGAUGAUCUUGUGUUUCACGCCGCGUUAGGUCCUAAUCAAGAAACGGACUUGGAAAAGAUAAAACAUUUAAGCCGUAGGCGAGGUUCCGUAAAAUGUAGGCUAACUAAUUUCAAAAAGUUUGUCAAAACGUUUGAGGGUUUAAUUUUGUCCGAUACCCAGCGCACAGAGCUUAAUUUACGCAUGCAGGGAGCUCGGGGUAUUUUCGAUGAUUUUACUGAAAUUAAUAAUCAGCUAGAAAUUUUAAUUCCCGAUAGCGAAAUGGACUCACUUUUUCAAGCCAGAGAGGCAUUCGAAAGCGAAUAUUACGCGAUUUUGGCUGAAACUCAAUGUAUGGUGAAAUGCUCGGAGAAAGCUAACGAACCUAAAGUGCAAGCUUCGAAUAAUUUAGCCCAAACAGUUCGGCUCCCCGUCAUUUCUUUGCCAACUUUCGACGGAUCUUAUGAACACUGGUUACAAUUCCGUGACACAUUUGCGUCCUUAGUGCAUAACUCGCAAGAAAUAACCAGCAUUCAAAAGUUCCAUUAUUUAAAGUCAUCGCUAAAGGGUAAUGCGCUUCUUGUUAUCGAUUCACUUGAGUUUUCGGCAGAUAAUUACACGAUUGCUUGGGAAUUGCUAUUGAACCGGUAUGACAAUAGUAGAUUGCUAGUACACAAUCACGUAAAGGCCUUAUUUUCUAUACAAUCGCUUAACAAAGAAUCGCCGGCACUGUUAAGAAAGUUAUUAGAUACAGUUUUAAAGAAUUUACGCGCUUUAAAACUGCUCGGUGAGCCCACAGAAAGUUGGGAUACACUAAUUAUUUAUUUAGUUGUUUCUAAAUUAGAUUCCACCACCGAACGUGAGUGGGAGCAAUAUAAAAGCACUUUAUUACCAGUGUCGAACGAAAACAAAGCCGCGCUUAAGGUAGAUGAUUUGCUUAAAUUCAUUCGCGACCGCGCCGAUAUGUUAGAAACCUUAUCGGUUACGCACAGCCGGUCUAACACUAAUAGCACUUAUCCGCAGCAUGAUGCUAAAAAAUCAUACACUCAUAACGCGCACACGGCUCCAAAGGUUCACUGCAAUAUUGUUACCGAAAUGUCCGUCGACAAAUCUCACUCCAAACAAACACCAAACAAAAAAUUAUGUUUUAUGUGCAACGGUAAACAUCCUUUGUACUCGUGUCAAGCAUUUAUUGACUUAACUUUGCAAGAUAAAUUAAAGUUAGUUCGCGAUAAAAGUUUGUGUGAGGAUUGUUUACGAACAGGACAUGCAUCCAGUGAAUGUCGAUAUGGCCCGUGUAGAAAGUGUAACAAAAAACACAAUUCCAUAAUUCACGAGGACGAGAAGGAAGGUGCCAGUGACAAGCGCUCCGUAGCAUUGCUGGCAACAGACAACGCAUCAAGGUCGCCCUCCUCCUCCUCCUCGAUCACUGAUAAUAAUAUCGCACACGCACAACACGUAUUGCAGGUAUCGAACGCACACAUAGACGAAGACGUAUACGCGCGAUUGUCUUCGAGGCGACCUGUAAUGUUAGCAACUGCCCUAGUCGAAAUUCCAGAUAAUUACGGUAAUUAUCAUAAAACGCGAGUGAUUCUCGACAAUGGGAGCGAAGGUUGUCUAAUUACCGAAGCGUUGUGUGACAAAUUAAAUCCGCAAUCGUUACAGUCCACUGAAGAAUUAAACGGUAUCAUGAAUUUAGCUACACAUAGUUCGCGAGUAUGUGAAAUCGAAAUAAAUUCACUUGUUACCAAUUUCAAGGCGCGAUUACAAUGUAGGGUUUUACCGCAAUUAACCUCAUCAUUGCCUACGUUUCCGAGCAAACGUAAUCAAUUCCGCAUUCCAGAUAACGUACGUCUGGCAGAUCCUAACUUUUAUGAAAGUCAACCCGUUGAGUUACUUAUAGGAGCUGACCUAUUUUGGGAGCUCCUCGAAGGUCAAGUUGAGAUAACGCGCUUAACAAACGGGGCAUUUUUAGUAAACACUAAGUUAGGAUGGAUUGUUUCCGGACCUGUUUCCUCUAAUACGCGCAACACGAAGCCUAUCAAUUGUAAUUUUACGCAAUCUCUUGACAUGCCAUCAUUAGAUAAUCAAUUACGUAGGUUUUGGGAAAUAGAGGAGGUGCAGGCAAACAACAAAUCGCACGAUUCGCACAGCGAAGAGGAAAUUGCAUGCGAAGACCAUUUUGUCAAAACGACCACCCGUCUCGAGGAUGGUAGGUUUUGCGUGCAACUUCCUCUCAAAGAACCUCCCGAAUCUCUCGGUGACUCAUUCGCGCAAGCAAAAAGACGCUUUAUGUCGUUAGAAAAACGUCUCAGUCGCGAUCCUACAUAUAAAGGCAUGUACAGCGACUUUAUAAAAGAGUAUCUCGCGUUAGGUCAUAUGAAACGAGUAUAUACCUACGGAACCCCUAACUACUUUCUGGCCCACCAUGGAAUUUAUCGUGAACAUGCACAAAAAACACGUCUUAGAGUCGUUUACGACGCUAGCGCCCCCACGACCAGUGGCAAGUCGCUGAACGACAUACAACGCGUAGGUGCACCUAUUCAAGGCGAUUUGAUUGCCAUAUUGCUGAGAUUCCGCGAAAAUAGGUUUGUUGCAUGCGCCGACAUAGAAAAACAUUAUAGACAAGUUUUAAUUGACGAAUCUCAACGCGACUUACAACUUAUUUUAUGGCGCGAUAAUCCAUGCGACGACCUUGACAUAUAUCAGCUGAGUACCGUUACAUACGGCACGGCGGCCGCUGCCUUCCUCAGUUGCAGGUGUCUCAAACAGUUGGCGCUAGAAUGUAAUGACCCCGAAGUAGCUAGAACGAUUAGAGACGAUUUUUACGUAGACGAUUUGAUCUCUGGAUCGUCUACAAUUCCCGAAUUGCUACGAAAAAGUGACGAAUUGUUCUAUCAUACGCGACACGAGUCAAAUCCUAAACCUGUCACAAAACGCAUAAUAUUAUCCACGGCAUCACAGGUUUUUGAUCCGCUCGGAUUAUUAAGUCCGAUGAUAAUUAUCGCUAAAUGUUUAUUACAACGGUUGUUUUUAUUAAAGGUGGAUUGGGACGCAGCGGUUCCCGAUGACGUCACGCAAGCCUGGCACCGCUUUGUAAACAAUCUAGCUAUUUUACCUAGCAUUCGCAUACCACGCCAUGUUAUGUGCAAUGACCAUAUAUGUAUAGAAUUGCAUAUAUUUUCAGACGCAAGCCAAUUAGCUUAUGGCACUUGCGCCUAUGUACGAACGAUUGAUGAUAAAUCAGCUGUUACCGUCCGGUUGCUAUGCUCAAAAAGUAAAGUGGCCCCAAUUUCGCCUCCGUUGAGUACGCCUCGAUUGGAAAUGUCCGCGUGUUUAUUGGGCGCUAAAUUAUAUAAUAAAAUAAAAGAAUCGUUCCGCGCAAAAUUCAACCGAGUAAUAUUUUAUACCGAUUCAACAAUUGCUUUAAGUUGGCUCCGAAUGCAGCCUAAUUUACUAAAACCUUUCGUUCAAAAUAGGGUUGCAGAAAUCCACGAAAUAACGAAAGAACAUUCGUGGCAUCACGUUAGCGGCAAGUGCAACCCGGCCGAUUUGGUUUCUAGGGGAGUACAGUUGGACGCACUUCGCACCUCCAGUCUCUGGUGGACCGGUCCCGACUUCCUUCAUGACAUUAAUUAUAAUGCUCAGAGUGUCGAUCCGUCAUUGUUGCUAGACGAGUCCCAGAUACCCGAACGUAAAACUAAUCCUAUGACUAGUCUGGUAUGCAACGACAAUAACAAUAAUAACCUAUUUACAUUCGACAGGUUUUCUCAGUUCAACCGUAUGCAACGCGCGGCCGCAUAUGUGCUUCGCUUCAUUCAUAACGCGCGCAAUAAAGAUGCACGUCGAACCGGUGCGCUCACUGUAGAUGAACUGAGGGAAUCUGAAAUAUUACUCUCGCGCUUAUCGCAAUUGGAGUCAUUAUCGGAUGUUCACAAUGUAUUGACAAAGAACAAAUGUAUCGCAAAGGGUUUCUUAGCCAAAUUAAAUUUGUUCAUUGACAAUAACAAGGUAAUUAGAGUCGGAGGACGGCUUACAAAUUCUUCUAGGUUUGAUUACGAUAAGAAACACCCGAUAUUACUUUCUAGUAAGCACCAUUUUACUGUUUUAUUGUUCCGAUAUGAACACAAAAGAUUAUUGCACGCAGGACCGCAGCAUAUAUUGUUCUCGCUUCGCGAGGCCUGGUGGCCUGUAAGCGGUAGGAAUUUAGCUAGGAAAGUGGUACACAGCUGUGUUGUUUGCGUUCGUUUUAAGGGUAAAACGCUAACUCCUAUUAUGGGUAAUUUACCUUCAGAGCGAUUAGAACCCGGGUUCGCGUUUGUCAAUUGCGCUGUGGACUACGGGGGUCCAUUCUACAUUUUAAACCGCAAAGGUCGGGGAGCCACAACUGUUAAGGCGUAUUUAUGUAUAUUUAUAUGCUUUGCUACACGCGCAGUUCAUUUAGAGUUGGUUACCGAUCUCUCUUCAGAUGCUUACCUACUGGCGUUGAAAAGGUUCAUUUCGCGUCGUGGUAAACCUUCAAAAAUAUAUUCAGAUAACGGACGGAACUUUGUAGGUCUUAUGAAUGAUUUUGCAAAGUUUUUAAAAUCAUGUUCAGGCGAAAUAAAAGAAUACGCGAAUUCUCAUAAAAUUGAAUUUAUUAUGACACCACCUUAUGCUAGUCAUUUUGCCGGUCUGGUUGAGGCUGGUGUUAAGAGUUGCAAGCAUCACUUGCGACGCGUGAUAGGUGAUGUUAAGCUAACUUACGAACAGUUUAGCACGAUUUUGACUCAAUGCGAAGCUAUCCUGAAUUCCAGGCCUUUGAGUCCUUUGUCCUCAGACCCGCAAGACUACACCCCUUUAACCCCUGCUCACUUCCUCGUUGGACGUCCGCUGACAGCUCCUGCGUGCGCUGACCUCAACGACGCUCCCGUACACCGUCUGACACGAUACCAGCGAGUGGAGCAAAUGCGACAACAUUUCUGGGCCAGGUGGUCGAAGGAGUUCAUAUCCGAGCUGCAGGUCAGAACAAAGUGGACGAGGAAUAUGGACGACCUCAAGGUGGACACUCUCGUCUUGAUCAAGGAGGACCAUGCUCCGCCCCUCAAAUGGAGCUUAGGGCGAAUCACCAAGACUUUCCCGGGUAAAGACGGCGUCUCCCGAGUGGCCGAUAUCCGCACAUCCCGCGGCACUGUACGUCGAGCCUUUUCGAAGAUCUGCCCGCUACCUACGCAUGAUGACUAACUUCACCGUCUCAUUGGAAGUUGACUCUUCCAAGGCCGGGAGCUUAUGUUAAGGCAUACCUAAACCGCAUAGAAACUGGCGGCGGCCUGUGACCUUCAGCCUGGCCGCGCCUAGCGACCCGUGCGCUCAUCCCCGGCUGCAAUGCACCUACGUCACAUACAUGUUAUCGCGUCAUGUCACCAGCAGCCAAUGAGAGGCAUCCAUCGCGUAUAUGUCGUGAUCGGCAGCCAAUGGUGUAGAGGCUCGUCAUCCCUGCGCGCACCAAUGAAGACAGAGAAUGACACUCACAUUUCGAUCUCUCACCGAACUACCACGUAGCUUAUACGUACCUUUUUGUUUUGCUCAUUUUUAUGUAACGUUAAUUAAUCAAAAACCAUGUAGAAAAUCCCGAAUUAUAUAAUUAAUUCGAAGAA
Messenger RNA from Cydia pomonella (codling moth), 6375 nucleotides. RefSeq lists its product as uncharacterized. The record is from RefSeq and is a predicted model, not a curated record. Gene Ontology annotation, biological process: DNA integration. The transcript has 2 exons. Gene Ontology annotation, molecular function: nucleic acid binding. NCBI's taxonomy places the organism in Eukaryota, Metazoa, Arthropoda, Insecta, Lepidoptera, Tortricidae. The coding region runs from base 752 to 5962 and encodes 1736 amino acids.